Messenger RNA from Teleopsis dalmanni, 1165 nucleotides. RefSeq lists its product as uncharacterized. The transcript has 6 exons. Bases 80 to 1165 code for a protein of 361 amino acids. The record is from RefSeq and is a predicted model, not a curated record. NCBI's taxonomy places the organism in Eukaryota, Metazoa, Arthropoda, Insecta, Diptera, Diopsidae.
AAGUGCAACAUCAACAACAACAACUACUACUACUACUACAUUCAUAACAACAGCACUAACAAGAAAAAAACGAAACAAUAUGGCAACGUUGAAGUUGCAUAGAAGAAAGACAAAGCAUAAGCAACAAAUGCAGGAAUGGCAACAGCAACUGCAGCGGCAACCACAAUGGCUACUUGUGUCAGUUGUCAUGUUGACACUGUUUGCAGUGUCUAUUCAAGGGAUUACAGAGGAAUUGUCACCAGAUCAUGUACGAGAAUUUAAUUGUGGUAAACUCUACUAUCGCACUUUUCACAUGGAUGAAGAACGCGAUGCACUCUAUGUGGGUUCCAUGGAUCGCGUAUUUCGCUUAAACUUAAAAAAUAUUUCAUCCUCAUUAUGUGAUAUAUUUAGGCAUUUAGUGAAAAGGGGACAGAGCACAGCAUCUGCAGCAGCAGGAGACUGUUCCAGUAAUGAGUCUAAUCUAUGCGGUGAUAAAAGCAGUUUCAACCAAAUUUUGGGUAAAAGUGUUAACUUGACUUUCUUCACUGACAUUGAAAAUAUGCCUUCAGCGUACGCGGCAAUUGUGAUUUUAAUUUUGGCUGUAACACAGUUUGUAGGAGCUGACAUAAGAGCAGAUCUACGUGAAUUUGAGUCUUUAAUACCACGUCAAAGAGUUGGCUUCAUUGCUGCCAGGCACUACAUAUUGGAUCAGAAGUUUCGACAAGCUCUCAAUUUCGUACGCAGUCAGGAAUUCAAGGAUACUUGGGAUGACAUACGUGAAACCGAUGAGUUUGAUGAAAUUGUAGAGUAUGUUACCACAAAUGGUUCUGGUUAUGAUGUGACAAGUGUUGUCGACAGGAUUCCAAAUAAGUUGAGAAAUUUUCGAUUACCUGUUAAUGUGCCAGUCGAUCUGAUGUUGGAACGUAAUUUAUCAUUAUAUUUAAGAGAAAUUCUAAGUAUAUUACCGCGCAGGAGAAUUUCUAAUUUAAUGAUGAAAAAAGUCAAUGAAGGUGGAGACUUUGCUAAACUAUAUAAAGCACUUAGAAAGCCAGAAUUUCGGGAAAUGGUCAGCAAAGCACGAGCUUCCCCAAAUCUUGCGGAACCAGUACAAAAUCUCAUAAAGAAUUCCAUUGAUGUGGAUGAAAUUAUCGAUAUAAUUUUUACUGUGAUCGAAUGGGGACCAUAA